Melospiza melodia melodia is the source of this 3670-nucleotide messenger RNA. RefSeq names its product E3 ubiquitin/ISG15 ligase TRIM25-like. Bases 596 to 1807 code for a protein of 403 amino acids. The transcript has 6 exons. The record is from RefSeq and is a predicted model, not a curated record. Gene Ontology annotation, molecular function: zinc ion binding. NCBI's taxonomy places the organism in Eukaryota, Metazoa, Chordata, Aves, Passeriformes, Passerellidae.
AAUAUGUGAACUAGUUUAUGGGAAAAGAUGGAUAUGCAUAAGGGUCUAUGAGAAUGCAACAAGCUGAUGUCAUUGUGAAGGUAUUUAAGGUAUCCCCGAAGGUAAAGGUGUGCUCCUCACUGACUGCCAAGACACACCCGGCCGUAAUCAUCGCUUUACUGUCUCAGUCUCCUAUUGUCCUUUAUUAAACUUUUUAAAUUUUCAAAGGAGCGUGAAAGGGUUUGUCACACUGUAGUCUGACCAAAAUAUGAGUACUUACCAGCAUAGCUCAGGCUCACAGUCUUUACAGAUGAGAUAACCGCUUGCACACAGCACAAAGCCCUGGCAAGGAAACUGAAGGAAUGAAUUCAACACGACUUGUUACUUGUUUUUGUCAACAGCAGGACAGCCACAGCCCCUGCACACGUGGCUCCGAGAUGCAGGAAGCUGGAGAGAAGGGAGGGAAGACCCUCCCUGGUGAAGGGGAGGAGGCAGCAGCCAUUAGCCCGCAGGGUAAAGUUCAUUCCUCGUCACCGCCCGCGUUCAGUUUCGUUUCCCAGCUGAGCCCUCCCUGUCCGCCCUGCUCGGAGCCGGAGGCACGGCCCAGGCAAAGGCCAUGGCCGGGCUGAAGGAAGAGCUGACCUGUCCCAUCUGCCUGGACAUCUACAAGGAGCCCACGAGCGCGGGCUGCAGCCACAGCUUCUGCAAGGACUGCAUCAAGCAGGCGCUGCGGGGCCAGCAGAGCCCUGCCCGGUGCCCGCUCUGCCACUCGCUCGUCGGGGAGCUGCGGGCCAACUUCCACCUCCGCAACAUCGUGCAGAGGUUCCUGGAUGAUCCCGCGCACCGAGAGGAGGAAAAGCAGGAAGCGCAAGGCCAGGAGAAGGGGGAAAGCUCGGGCCAGGCCGGGGAGGUGGUGCUGUGUGACUCCUGCCUCCAGGAGCCGCAGCCCGCAGUGAAGACGUGCCUGAGCUGCGAAGCCUCGCUGUGCCAGGCGCACCUGAGCAGGCACAACAGCCGGCACGGGCAGAAGAGCCACGUGCUGGUGGAGCCCUGCGAUGGGCAGCUUUUGGCUGAGAGGAGAUGCCCCCAGCACGGCAAACUGCUGGAGUGCUUCUGCGAGAGUGACUCGGAGUGCAUCUGCGUCCUGUGCUCCGUCAUCUCGCACAAGAACCACAAGAUCAUCAGCUUGGAGGAGGCUUUCAGCGAAGCGCAGGAAUCUUUUCCUGGAAUACUGGAAUCAAUAAGAAACCAUGAAGCUGUCGUGGAUAAAGCCCUUGCAAACCUGCUGAAACAAAUGGAGGGACUAAAGAGUGAUGAGAGCCAGCGGAGGGAACGGCUGGAGAGCCUGUUCAAGGAGAUGCAUAAGGAGCUAGAGAAGAAAAAAAGGGAGGUCCUGAAAGUUCUCAGUGACUAUGAGGAGGAACAACUUUCUAAGAUUAAGACAGAGGUGAAUAAUCACAAGAGGAUGAAGGAUUCGGCCAGCCAGGAUGUUCAGAAGCUGCAGGCUCUGAGGAAUCAGAAGGACACACUUCUUUUCACCAAGGCUUUUUCAGCGAUCAGAGGCAGGAAAUGCCAGCCACUUCCUAGCGUGGAUGGUGUGAUGUUGCCAAAGCCAUCCAUUACUGUGGAUAAAUCAUCAACCGAUAAUAUUCUGAGACUUUUCAAGCAAUUCAUCUCAAACAUGGAGGUCUCCUUUAAGCCACCACCACCACAACCACCACCAACUAUACAAUUUGGAGCAAAGCCUACUGGUCCCUUCUCAUUUAGUGGUGGUACAACAUCCUCUGGAUUCACAUUUGGAUCUACCCAUCAUUUUCCUUACAAGUAGCCUAACGAAACACAAAUUCAGUGGCCAUCAUAAUGAUAACAAUCAUAGAAAGGAGGAAGAGAGAGAGAGAACCCGACCAAAACUAUCAAUGCCCAGCACGAUUGCUCCCCCAUCACCUGCUCUCUGAUGUCCAGCCACUGUUCCUGAGCAGCAAUUGGCUCCUUGUGGACAUCUGCCCCCAGUUCAUACAUGACGGCGGCGAGGGAAGAGAAGUAAUCAAUCAAUAUGAUUGGUGAAGCAAGCUUCAGUUUAUUUUGAGUACACCGGUACUUUUAUAUUGUUUUCCAGUAAUUAUGCAUACUUGUCAUUAGUUUAUUGGUUUAAUUGCUCAUACAUGUCGUGAGUUUAUUGGUUUAAAGCAAAAGAUUACAUUUACGUAUUCCUCCUACUUUGUGGUUAUGCAUUCUUUAUGGUUUCUGUUCUCGUCGCUGUCCUUGCCCUUUCGACCUUGUCAGCAGGCACGACGCAGCAUCUUCCUAUCCUGGCGUGUGGCCUGGUUAUGCUAGGUACAGCUCACUUAUGCUAAGCUGCUAAGUUAACAUGUAUGCUAACUUAACAUGGGGUUUGCUUGUGCAACAUUUCCACGGAUUCAUGGCCCUUUUCCUCCAGCCAUUCUUCCACAAUUCCCCCUUUUCCUUUUUGUACAAGUAAAGCCCUAUCGGUUAAUUGUGUUACAUUUUUCAUAAUACAAGAAUAGGCAGUUCUAAUAACUGCUAUGAUUGCAAGCAGUAUUCCUAACCAGCAAAAUCCUUCUUUUAUAAGGGAUUUGAGCCAGGGAGAUUAACAGAAGAGAGGCUGUCACUAUCUAUAGGAUAUCCUAUGAGACAGGUACGAAAAGGAUUUUGUGCUGUUGCAAGGCUCAAACAGAACUCAGGUGUGCUAGUACGAUUUGCAAAAGUAAGCCAAAUAUUUUCACUAAUGGGGUUUUGAAUUUCUUCGGGAGUUAUCCCGUAGGCGACGUCAGCGCCAGUAUUCAUUCUUGGCAUGCCACUUGGUGUCAAGUACAGAAUGAGGGUAAGGCACAAAUACAUUUUUGUCACACUCAAAAGUGAUUACACACGAUUUUUUACAAUAAGCCAAAAGAGUAAUAUGUGUGCAGAUUUCAUUAGCGUUGAUUGCCUGGUAAGCUUGUUCUCUGUUCUCAAACAAUAGAUAUAUAUUUUGAACAGGAAUGGGCCCGCCUAUAAAUGCUUCUAAUUGUCUUCUCCAAUUAGAGUUUCUCUGACGUUCAUUAUAACAUUCUGCACAUAAAUCAUAAAACAAACGUCUAGUAUAAAUCCAUUUUAGUUUUUUACAUUUACCACAUUCAAGCAAGACCCAAGGGAUACAAAAGGUACACUUAUUACACAUUAAACAUUUAAAUGUUUGAAAUCUUUGUGAAAAGUAGGCUGAUUGUAAAGUUAAUGCCCUAGACUCUAAGGACAAUAUAUCUAUACACCAUUGGAGGAGUUGAUCUUCCAGGAGGUCCCAGCGAAAAUCCUCCUUUUCAUGUGCCUCCGGACAUAACUCCUUAUCUGUUGCAGUGUGUUGCAGUUUCCUGUUUUAGCUACCCCAGUCCUUUCCCAGGUGUGGCAAUAUCUUCCUUCUCCUCCCCUUGCCUCCUGCUAAGUGCUGCCCGUCAAGCUUAACAUUCCAGCAAGGGCAGAAGUUCAAAAGAUGCUUCUCAGACCCGGGGUCAUUGGCCUAUCUAAGUUGUCCCCUGAGAAUUGCCCCCUCUCAUCUGGUUGGUGGCUCACCUAUCCUUUCCCUCCCCGCUCCCCCUGGGCUUAAAAGGACAUUGAGACCAUGCGGUCGGGAUUCUGUGGAGCUGUUACCAAGAUUCAGAGAUCUGUGACCCUGGAAUAAAGCUCUAGAUUAAAACCC